Molecule: messenger RNA, 710 nt
Organism: Aphanomyces astaci
Lineage: Eukaryota; Oomycota; Saprolegniomycetes; Saprolegniales; Verrucalvaceae
Exons: 1
Coding region: 28-642 (204 amino acids)
Biological process (GO): mitochondrial respiratory chain complex II assembly
Cellular component (GO): mitochondrion
Source: RefSeq, a predicted model, not a curated record
CGAAUAUUUAGUUGGAAUAGGAAGACCAUGUGUAUGACUUUUGAAAGGUUAUUGACUUCAAAGGCAUUUUGGUUGCAGAAGAUCACGGUUCUGAUGCAGCAACUGGCAGCGCGCGGACGGGUCGAGCUGUUGCGUCCAUGGCGGCAAGCAAUGGCAUUCCGUAUGCACAGCGGAGGAAGUCACGACCAUACUCACGAUCACAGCCAUGACCACGAUCACAGCCAUGACCACGACCAUAGCCAUGACCACGACCAUAGUCAUGACCACGACCAUAGACAUGACCACGAUCACAGCCAUGACCACAGCCACAGCCACGAGGACGACGAGAACUUGCCGAUUGGACCCGUUUCGCCUUUCAAAGUGAAGGUGCACAGCUCCAAGAAGACCCACUCUGGUCUACAACUGCAAGUUCUUGGGCUGUACAAACAAAGUCUCGCCAUCGCGAAAGACAAGGAGCGCAACGGCGUCGCUGACAGCGUCGAGUUUGUUCGCCGCAAGUUUCGCGAAGACGCUGCCUCGGUGGGCCGAAUGGACUUUCAAAAGAUCGAGUAUUUGAUCCGCAAAGGCGAACGUCAAUUGAAGCAGUACCGUCAAGUGAAAGGGGCGUCGUUUGCAUUCGCCAAGCCGCAAUCAUCUCCUUAAUACACGUCAGUGUACGUUCGAUCAAUGUCUAGGUGGCGGCUCUCUGCCGAAACGUUAGCUAUGUGAAC